AGGAAACUGCGAUUUGCACGAGGGGAAAAAAUAGCCGGCGAACUCACUGGUAUAUAUAUGCCGUUGCCUUUCCCGCGCUCCCUAACUUCCUCAUUUCACCAUGACCUCCUAUCUCCUCACAGCUCCACACCUCUCCUCCUCUCCACCCUGCAAACUUCACCUCCGAUCGACGCGCCUCCGCCUCCGCCUCGCCGUCGGCACCCCUCGCCUCAACGCCGGAACCCUUGCCGCCGCCGAUUCAGUCGAUCGCCGCCCUCCGUCGCCGAAACCCCCUCCCCUUCGCCUCCCCAAAUCCCUUCCACUCCGGUCCCUCAAGCCCUACCUCCUCUCCCAGUCCGGGCCCGUCCUCCUCGGCUGGCUCUGCGGCGCGGUCUCCGCGCUCUCUCUCUCCAAGCUCGUCCCCCGGAUCGGGAAGUUCUCCUCCGACUUUGCUGGCGCCGAUGUUUUCAGAUUGAGGGGCGAGGGCUUCGCGCUGGGAGUUUUGUUGCUGGCUCGGGCCGUGUCGAGCUACCUGCAGCACGCGUUUCUAUGGGACGCUGCGCUGAAUGCCGUGUACAGGGUUCGCGUGGAUGCGUUCGAGAGGGUUCUCGAGAGGGACUUGGGGUUCUUUGAAGGCGGGGGUGGGGUUUCUGCUGGGGACAUUGCGUAUCGGAUCACGGCCGAGGCUUCUGAUGUAGCUGACACGAUUUAUGCUCUUCUCAAUACUAUAGUACCCAGCACUCUUCAGCUAUCUGCAAUGGCAAUGCAAAUGUUGACUAUCAGCCCUGCCCUCUCUCUUAUUUCUGCUGUGAUAAUUCCAUGUGUGGCUCUUGUAAUUGCCUUUCUAGGAGAAAGGCUGCGCAAGAUAUCUAAGAAGGCAAAUCUCAGCAUUGCUGCUCUCUCUGCCUACUUGAACGAGGUUCUCCCUGCUAUUGUUUUUGUGAAAGCAAACAAUGCAGAAGCAUGUGAGAUUGCUAGAUUCAAGAGGCUUGCUCGUGUUGAUCUCUCUGAACGUUUGAAAAAAAGGAAAAUGAAGGCCCUCAUUCCUCAGAUUAUACAGUCAAUUUAUAUGGGAGCUUUAUUCAUUUUUUGUGCCGGAUCUUUGUUACUUUCAAAAGGCUCUUUCAAUGGAUGUAGCAUGGUUUCUUUUGUCACAUCAUUGGUUCUCAUUAUUGAACCGAUCCAGGAUGUUGGAAAAGCAUACAAUGAACUGAAGCAAGGAGAACCAGCUAUUGAGCGCUUGUUUGAGUUGGGGAGGUUCAAAGCCAAGGUUAUGGAGAAACCAGAUGCGAUCCAUCUAGAUAAUAUGGCUGGAGAAUUGAAAUUUUGCCACGUCUCUUUUAGGUAUAGUGACAAAAUGCCACUUGUUUUAGAUAGGCUGGACCUCCAUAUCAAGGCUGGAGAGACAGUUGCCCUUGUUGGUCCCUCUGGAGGAGGAAAGACAACGCUAGUGAAACUGCUUCCGCUCUAUGAUCCCUCAUCUGGUUGUAUUUGUGUCGACAACUACAAUAUACAGAACAUUCAAUUGAAAUCAUUGAGGAGACAUGUCUGUCUUGUUUCUCAAGAUAUUACUCUUUUCUCAGGAACAGUAGCCGAAAAUAUUGGGUACAGAGAUUUGAUGAAUGGUAUCAACAUGGAUAGAGUGGAGCUUGCGGGACAACUUGCAAAUGCUGAUGAGUUCAUUAAAAAGCUUCCUGAGGAUUAUAACACAAAUAUUGGACCUAGGGGAUCAGUUCUGAGUGGUGGUCAGAAGCAAAGAUUGGCUAUAGCAAGGGCAGUCUAUCAGGAUCCCUCCAUAUUGAUCUUGGAUGAAGCAACUUCUGCAUUGGAUAGUAGGUCUGAGCUAUUGGUGAGACAAGCCCUGCAACGGUUGAUGGAAAACUCGUACUGUGUUGGUGAUUGCUCAUCGCCUGGAAACAGUUCUCAUGGCUAACAGAAUAUUCACUCUAAAUGAUGGGAGGCUACAAGAGCUGACUCGAUCAUCUCUUUUGGGUGGUCACCUAAACUCUCUAGAAUCAGAAGGUCUUGUGAUAUAAUGUAAUUCUCUGGGCAACAACUAUGAAGGUGCACAGAAAUGGUGCUGGUGUCAAAAAUUGCAUACAGCAAAGAUGCCGGGAUUCUGUUGUUCUUGUUGGUUAGUGGAAGGAGUUGGAGAUUUCUUUCGGCAAAGCAGACUGAAAAGAUAUAGCACAUGCUUAUCAGCAUUGAGUUAUGCUGUGCAUAAAAUGGAAGCAGUGUAGCCACAUUAUUGAGACAAGGUACAUCAUUUGUUUUAUUCUUGAAUUUUCCUUUCCCAGAGGAAAAAGUGUACUGCUCGAACUGUUCAGAGUUGCUCUGUUGAAGUUCACGUGUCAUCAUAUUCAUACCUAUCCAUGAAAGUAAUUGUACAGAUGUGUACUCAUUUUUGUACAGAAGUGCACUCAUUUAGCUUCGCACCAUCAUCUUUAUCGGAAAAUUAGAGGAUCCCAGACA
Molecule: messenger RNA, 2451 nt
Organism: Eucalyptus grandis
Lineage: Eukaryota; Viridiplantae; Streptophyta; Magnoliopsida; Myrtales; Myrtaceae
Product: ABC transporter B family member 29, chloroplastic
Biological process (GO): transmembrane transport
Cellular component (GO): membrane
Molecular function (GO): ABC-type transporter activity; ATP binding; ATP hydrolysis activity
Source: RefSeq, a predicted model, not a curated record